GGCGCUACUUACGCUACUGAUCAGCGCUCUUACAGUAAAUAUUUGUGUUUGCUCAACCGGUUGUAAUGGUGGAUGACUGAGACAGAAAAGAGAGGACUAAAACCACGAAAACGAAGUCCAGACACAACACUACGAGCCGUGAGUAGGAAUAAAGCAUCGUCGCAAAAUGGAGGAACUCAAACACCAAGUAAUGAUAAACCAGUUCGUCUUGACAGCAGGUUGUGCGGCAGAUCAGGCGAAGCAGCUUUUGCAAGCGGCACAUUGGCAAUUUGAGACUGCCCUCAGUGCCUUUUUUCAAGAAACGAAUAUUCCAUACGGUCACCAUCAUCAGAUGAUGUGCACCCCAGCCAACACACCGGCCACCCCGCCCAACUUCCCUGAUGCCCUCACCAUGUUCUCCCGUCUCAAGGCCUCAGAGAGCUUCACCUCCAGCAGCCCCAUGGCCUCCAUGGCCACCUCUCCCCCUCCUCCACACGGUUGCUGGGGCGUGCCCCCACUCCCCAUGCCCAUGAGUGGCCCACAGGGUCAGGGACUCUGGACUCAGGGGCAGCCCCCUUCGCAGCCCCCCUCCAACCCCGCAGUCUGGCCCACGGGGGUCACCGUUAACCCCCACCAGCACCCAGCCACCGAACAGAAGGCGAGUGUGGCCAUGGAGGCCGAGAGAUGAGGGGCCAGGACUAGGCGGCCCUGGGGGGGGGGUAGAGGAGAGGAAAGUGAAGGUGUGUCUCUUUCCAAUUGAGGAUGGUAGGGUGGAGAUAGAGACAGCUACACAAACCAAGAAAAACCAAGCAAGUACUAAACGUGGACAAUUCAAGAAGUGGAAACAAUGCAAAUAAGAACUCAAACUUUUUUUUUUUAAGAAGCGCACACACUUAGGAAUAAGAAAGAGAGCAACUGAAAUCUUUGUUUAGAAAAAAAUAUUCUCAGUAAAUGCAUAGAUAAGAGAAAUGUAUGGAACAAAAAAAUCUUCAAGUCCAAGGAUUAUACUUCUGAUGUUUUCUGAGACAAGGACUUAAAAGGCAGCAACUGUUUCUGCUCUCUCUUUUCUUUUCAUCUGUCCAAGUGUUUUUUUCUCUACUAGGAACAUGUUAUAAAGAGUGUGUGCACUGCAUGGAGAGAGGGGAUCUGGCAGUACAGUGUUUAUACUCUACUAGGAACAUGUUAUAAAGAGUGUGUGCACUGCAUGGAGAGAGGGGAUCUGGCAGUACAGUGUUUAUACUCUACUAGGAACAUGUUAUAAAGAGUGUGUGCACUGCAUGGAGAGAGGGGAUCUGGCAGUACAGUGUUUAUACUCUACUAGGAACAUGUUAUAAAGAGUGUGUGCACUGCAUGGAGAGAGGGGAUCUGGCAGUACAGUGUUUA
Oncorhynchus nerka (sockeye salmon) is the source of this 1362-nucleotide messenger RNA. RefSeq names its product UBA-like domain containing 1a (gene ubald1a). Lineage: Eukaryota; Metazoa; Chordata; Actinopteri; Salmoniformes; Salmonidae. The transcript has 3 exons. Gene Ontology annotation, molecular function: protein binding. The record is from RefSeq and is a predicted model, not a curated record. Bases 167 to 667 code for a protein of 166 amino acids.